Chenopodium quinoa (quinoa) is the source of this 1505-nucleotide messenger RNA. Its product is annotated as protein FAR1-RELATED SEQUENCE 9-like. The transcript is spliced from 2 exons. The record is from RefSeq and is a predicted model, not a curated record. Gene Ontology annotation, biological process: regulation of DNA-templated transcription. Lineage: Eukaryota; Viridiplantae; Streptophyta; Magnoliopsida; Caryophyllales; Amaranthaceae. Gene Ontology annotation, molecular function: zinc ion binding. Bases 25 to 1101 code for a protein of 358 amino acids.
UUUGAAAUUGGUUGGCAGUCUGUGAUGUCUGAAUUUGAUUUAGUGAAUGAAGAUUGGUUCAAAAAUAUGUAUAAUAUAAGGAAUAUGUGGAUUCCUUCCUACUUUCGUGACCUUUUUAUGGGUGGGAUUUUAAGGUCAACUCAAAGAUCAGAGAGUGAAAAUAGCUUUUUCACUAAUUUCACCAAUCAGCAUUUGUUAUUGGUUGAGUUGUGGUUUCGCUAUGAAUCUGCAAUCGAUGCUCAAAGGCACACACAAGACAAGUUGAAUGCUACUUCAAAAACUACACAUCCCCAACUUGUCACCCCCCUGUACUUGGAAAAGCAUGCUGCAUUUGCUUACACUCAUAAUGUAUUUUACAUAUUCCAAAAGGAAUUCAAGCAUGCUUUGUACAAUUGUGGUAUAAGUAAUGUUACCAUCAAAGAAGAAGAAGGGAUUGAGCAAUAUAGAAUUGUUGACAACACAAGGAAAAAAAGCUAUCAUGUCACAUAUGUUUUGUGUUCUAAUGAUGCUUCAUGCUCUUGUAAAAUGUUUGAAUCUGUUGGAAUAUUAUGUCGUCACAUUCUCUUUGUCAUGAAAGGAAAGUUCUUAUUUGAGAUUCCAAGGCAAUAUGUUUUACAUCGUUGGACUAAAGAAGCUAUGAAGAAACCAAUUUUUGGCUUAAACAACUUGCUUGAUGGGGCAGAGAAGGAUAAGAAGCAAAAGCUAGUUGGUGAUUUAUGGUGCAGGUUUUUUUCAUGUGUAAGUCUUUGUGAGGAGAAAGUUGAAUGCCUAGAGUCAUUGUUGUCUAAGCUAAUAUCUUUUGAAAAUGAGAUGAAAGACUUGGAUUCUAUAAGUCCAGUUGAUAAACGUGAGGCAAAAAAUAAACACAUCGAAUUAUUUGUUGGAUCUAAUGACAUAGUUGUUGAUAUUCUUCCUCCAAACAAGUCUUCCAACAAAGGUAGUGGUAGUGGAAAAAGGAAAAAAUCUGACAAAGAGAUAGCUAUUGAGGAAAGCCAAAGGAAAGAUAGACUUUGUAGAACUUGUGGUCAGAGAACAAACCAUGAUAGUCGGAAUUGUCCGCAAAAAAAAUCCAACUUGAAUGAGGAUUUCAAAGAAGAGUAGAAAGGCUGCAAAACCACUUCAUAUUUACAAGAAGCAACAUCGGCUACUGACAGCCUAGUGCUGAAAUAGAGGAGAUGAGAGGAAAGAAAGAACAUAGUGCUAUAGUGCCCUUUUUAUUGAUAUAGUGAUUGUUAUUGUUUCACAUAUAUUAAACAGGGACCUUUUAUUGCUCAAAUUUUAUUGAUAGGGUGACCUUUUAUUGUUAAACUUUUUAUUGACCUUUAUAUUGUUAUUUUGAUGUAGUGACAUAUUGGCAUAUGAUAACUUCAAUUUAUAUUAUAGUAUGUGUUUUUAACGUCAUAGUGACUUUUUUUCAUCGUAUUGACACCUUAUUCCGUGAUAACCUUUUUAGUGAUAUAAUGACCUUUAUUAUGAUAUAACAACCGUAUAAAAAAUACUCACAU